GCCUGGAAGAUGACUCUGGCUACACCGCACUUUUCCAGAGGGACCAGCAGUAUCGACGGCAACGCUCGCUUCUUGCCACCAGCAGCAACAGCACUCAGCGCGCCCUCCCGACCACUGGGAGCCCUCCCGUACCUCAGGUGAGGGUGGCCUUCUCGGCGAUGAGCAACAGUGGUCAGGUCAUCAAGGUCAAGAAGGGGAGUGUUUGGCCGCCAAGCCACUACAACAGUUACGUGCCUCCCUAUGCAGAGCACAUCGAAGGGGUGCAGCGCUUCAAGGGAAACUACAUUGCCUUCUCAGGAGCGCAGAGCGAGGCAGGCGACCUGUUCAUUGCCACCUUGCAGGGUGGAUCGGGACGCCUUGGCUCAGCGAGUGGGCAGGUCGUGAAGAGGGUGAUUGUGGACUCAACGUUUACGCAUGCUGGGGGCUUUCAGAUCUGCGGUGAUCUGCUCGCCAUUGGGGCUGAAGCACAGUGUUCGCCGUUUCAAAGAGUUUUGGGCGGCUGUGCAAAAAGGUCCAAGGUGCUGUUUUUUGACGUAUCUGAUCCAUUGAAUCCAGUCAAGCUACCUUCCGUGAUUGACCGGCCUGGAAAAACGGCUGGUGCCGUAGGAAUUGCUCGACAAGCGAAUGGGAAGUGGCUUGUGAUGGUGGGUGAUACUGACAACGACAACAUUGACCUUUAUGUCGAGCAAGAUGAUACAUCUUUCAAACCUGUCGCGUCCUGGAACAAGAGGGAGUUGCUGAAAGAUGCAGGAGUGGAAGGCAGCUACAAGUCCUACCAGAACAUGAACGUGCUUCUGCAGAGCGAUGGGCAGAUAUUUAUGGUUUGCACCGCUUUGUCUUCUAUGUUCAUGGGCUCUGAUUACUUCGACCUCUUCACUGUGCAGCCAGCGAGCAAUGGGAGGGCAACCAUCACCAUGGUUGCUUCCAAGAAGGCAACCUGCCACGGCUGCACCUUCGCAGCAGCGGCUGGGAUUUACGUGAACCCGCAGGAUCCUUCGCAGUUGCUCGGCUACGCAUCUGGCUGGCUGCCAUCCUCAACCUCGUUUUCUAGUAUCCCGGUGCCUGGCGACACAAUUUUCGUCAAUGAGUUCUGA
Molecule: messenger RNA, 1094 nt
Organism: Symbiodinium pilosum
Lineage: Eukaryota; Dinophyceae; Suessiales; Symbiodiniaceae
Source: the annotation of a GenBank genome assembly